AGAUCCCCCGUCGUUGUAGCGCUCCGCCGCCGUGCCCUCGCUUCUUAAAUUAAAAUAUUUCCUCACGUUUCCGAGCCACGGAGAAAGAAAUGUUGCGAUUUUAGUUGAGUUUAAGCUGCGUACGUGAAAGUAAAAGAUCCACUCCGGCGUUUGUUCUCGGUUUACAGUCGGACUAGUCGGCUCGGCGUAGCGGCAUGGAGGGCGUCGUUCGGCUUUCCUUUUUGAGAAAGUGCUCAGAGUUUUGGAAAUAGAGGAGGAGGGUGAACCAAACUGAGCCGGGGUUGAAGGGUCCUGGGGGCAGCAUCACUUUCGAAAGUUUGUAUUAUUUCCUGGAGUCUCUAAACCCGCAACUGGCCUGGUUUGUUUACAUCUUGUGGCCCUGGCGUGUAUGCGUUUGUAUCAGUCACUUAACGAUACAAGCUGCUCCAGCUCCUUUGGCUGGUGUUUAGAGACUCGGUCUAGUAAAUAUAAUGUUACCGAGCCAGGUUGGAUCGGCACCAUCUGGAAACGGGUCAGCUUCGGGCAGGGGUACCACAGGACACGGUUCGGGGGUUGUCGGCGGCGGGAUUCGUCCCAUUUUGGUGAGAGCAGGGCAAGCUUUACCGGGGGUCAGCGCCGAGAGCGCCGGAGCCGCGGGGCGACUGGGGGAAAGAGACGCCGCCGGGAUGCUGGGUGCCAAUGGUCCAGGUGGUCCGAGAGGUGUGAGACCGGGGAACGGAGCCGGAGUGAACCCGCUGCAGACCGCCGUCCAAAGCAACAUGGUGGGGCUGAACACGGGGGUCGUGUUGCCGCACGUAGCUCGGUUCGAGCCGGACCGGGAGUGCGCUCCUCUGUGCAGCGGCUCGGAUAACGACUCGGACUCCGGAGACGAUGAUGACCCAGUGGGUUCACUCGGGGACAGCAGGAGAGGGGUGAAGCGGGAGAGAGGCGAGAUGGAAGCCGCGGUGGCGGGGCAGGAGGUGGGAGUAUCUCCCGGGGGUUACGGCAUGGUGCCCGGAGGGGUCGCCGGGGCAAAGCCGGGGAAGAAGACACGUGGGCGCGUAAAGAUCAAGAUGGAAUUUAUUGACAACAAGUUGAGACGGUACACCACUUUCAGCAAGAGGAAGACGGGCAUAAUGAAAAAGGCCUAUGAACUCUCCACCCUGACGGGAACCCAGGUUCUCCUGCUCGUGGCCAGCGAAACGGGACACGUCUACACUUUCGCCACACGCAAACUCCAGCCCAUGAUCACCAGUGAAACGGGCAAAGCCCUCAUCCAGACGUGCCUCAACUCGCCGGACUCGCCGCCCCGCUCCGACCCCUCCAUGGACCAGCGCAUGAGCGCCACGGGCUUCGAGGAGACGGACCUCACCUACCAGGUGUCUGAGUCAGAGAGCAUGGGUGACUCGAAGGACGCGCUGAAGCCGACGUUCACGGUAGCCAGCCUACCGGGCACCGUCAGCAGCGCCCAGUCCACGGUGCCCACCACCUCCACCACCAUGCAGGUUAGCACUGGACCUUCGUUCCCCAUCACCAACUACCUGGCCCCGGUCUCGGCCAACAGCAACGUCGGCGCCAAUGGAACCGUCCUCAAAACCUCCGCCUCCACGGGGGUCAUGCAGCUGCCGAGUGGCUUCACUUUCAUGCCAGCAGGCACUCCUCUCCCCCCCGGCACCCCCACCAUUCCUCUGAGCCAGCUGCAGCAGCACUCCCUGGCCCUCCAGGGGCAGCAUGGUCAGGCUCUGGCCGCCGCCCCGCAGCCACAGCAGGGACAGCAGGCUGUCUUCCGCUUCCCUGCUGCUGUCUCCCUCACAGGAGCAGGGGUCCCCCAGCAGCUCCAAGCUAUUCAAGUACAUCAUAACACCCAGUCCACCUCAAACAGUGACAGCAGCCCUGAGAUCUCCCACACCUCCACAAACUCCACCGCAACGGUAAGUCUCCCAGCAACCAUUGUCACUUCGUCGAUGCCAACAUCCGUGGCGGGUCACAUGAUGUACCCCAGCCCACACACGGUGAUGUACGCCUCCACGCCAGCGCUGGCCGACGGGGGCCUGGCUGUGCUCAACGCGUUCUCCCAGGGAACCUCGGCCAUGCAGGUGUCCCAUGCACAAGGCCAAGACACAGGUGCUGUCCCUCAGGUGUUCCUCACAGCACCUCCAGGCACGGUGCAGAUCCCCGUCUCCGCAGUGCAGCUACACCCAGUACGGCAAGAUCUGCAUUUUACAAAUGGUGAUUGGCCAGCAGUCGAGCGGCAGCAGCAGUAACCUGACGGAGCUCCAGGUGGUGAACCUAGACGCAGCACAGAACUCGAAGAGCGACUGACGGACGGCCGGAGCUGUUUAACACGGCACACCCAGGGACACACACACACACACACACACACACACAAACACACAUACUGACAUCUCUAUUUAUUGAUGCCUUCCUACAGUUUCACAUCACACUUCUGAAUGUGACUUUAAAGUACAUGUAAACACACAAUCAAGGGCAUAUGUGUGGCAGACCCUUAUACAGUAUGUUUUGGUAUAUAAAUAUAUAUAUAUUCGCAAAUGCAUAGGAGAUAUAUCACUAUAUCCAUUGUUGGAACCUAUUUUCUAUGCUGUUAGAUGGUGUUAUUUUUCGCGUGUGCGUGUCUUUUUUUUUCUUUUUUUUUUUUUGAAAAAUAAAUGUGUAAUGACAUGUACACACACACUGCAAAGUGCACCAGCUUCACACCAGCCAAAGAGACAUUUGUUUGUCUGAAUGUUCCAGUGUGAGCAAUCCGUGCACAAGCGUGUGUCUGUGUGUGCACGCAUAUCUUGAGUUUGUAAAUGAGCGGGAAGGCGCUUAUUGACCUAAAAAGAAAAAAAUAUAUAUAUACAAAAAAAAAAAAUUUGGAAAUGUACAUAACUUUUUUUUUUUUUUUAAACUGACUUGUAUUUUUAGCCUGGUUACGUUUGUGCAACGGCAUGUAGUUGUUUUUUACGUAGUGUUUUUUUUUUUUUUUUAUGUACAUGAAAAUUAUUUGCAUAAAGAAAAUGAAUUAUUUACAUGUAAAUGUAAAUUAAUUUAAUACACCAUCACAUGUUGAUAUACUGUCACGCUGUUGGGAGUUUUCACUGCGAGAUGGAAAAAGAACGCUGGAUGUUUUUCUACUUUACUUUUUUUGACAAUUGCAGGACUGUCCCCUGAUAUUUCAUAUUUCGAUUUACUGUUGACGUACUCUUUAGGAAGACUUAAGUGCAACAGCUGAUGAUGGUAUGAUCAUUUGGUGUCAUAUCAGUUUUACAUGAUUGGUUUUCUAAUGAAGCCCUGAGUUUAGAUUUUUAGUGCACACGUUCUUAAAGCUGCGGAAGGGAAUAAUUUUUUGUCAGAUUUUAAUGUCAAAUCGGAGAAAUAUGAGCAGUUAAUAACCGUACGAUGAUAUUUAAGUUAUGGUCGACUUCAUCCACCUCUGGGUUACAAACCUUUUUAUUCCAACGGUUAAAUAGAUUAACUUUGCUCCACUGUAAACCUGUUGCUCUGUAACUGUAAUGAUGCUACUAACGAGGAGUCGAGGCAUUGGACACAAACCUCCUGUUUAACUAGAGUGAGUAAUGACACUGUAUAGACUCGCAUUAGUUCCUUGUGUGGAAGCACUCUGUUAUUGGUCUAAAUGCUGCAGCAUUACAACGGUAAUGACUAUUUUUCUAAGAACAAGGAUCUUUUAAUUUGGGAAGUGACUUCUGGUGCUUUUAAAAUGUUACUAUACUCCUUUAACUGUAAGACCCUAGCUGACUGCAACCGUAGUGUGUACCUCGGCGAGCAUUAAGAAUGAGUUGUUAGACUGAGAGCCUUCUUUCUGCACCAUAGUGCCUCUGUUCCAUGGCUGAUUUCGAAACCAUUUCAAGGUAAAGGGAGACGUGCCCGUUUCCAGAGCAUCUCGCAUGACAUUGGACCUGUCAUACACACAAUCCUGUGCCGCGCCCCCGAGAGAGAGUGAGAUUUCUGACUCCAGAAUUAGCUGGAUGGCUGGAGUGUGGCAGGCUUGAAGCCAAAGAGAAACCGGACAGAGGAUAAAGUUCCCACACUGACUGCUGCUCAGUUAAGAGAGGUCACGUUCAUGCUCUAUGUUCUCUGCUCAUGCGAUCAUGUAUGUCGGGGAAAAAAAAAACAAAAAGACAGGCAUUCGGAAAUAUUCUUUUGACACGGGAUUACUGAAAAGUGGCUUUCACCUUGAAAGAAAAAGGUUAUUUUGUGUAUUUUUUUUUUGUUUUUGUUUUAUUGUACAGACAUUUUGUAAUAAAACAAGAUGAAACUGUUCAAAGAACGACUACAUCUCCUGCUGAUGAACAUUUCCUUUUUCUUUUAAUGGGGACGGAAAAUGUUAAAAACAAAACCCACGCUGUCCUGAAUGAAGCCUUAUAAAUGUGUCUUUCAACAGCAGCGAUGGAGACGGCCGAUGAGGAACAAACGAGCCGCUGCCUCUGAGUGCACAUGAGACUGCAGCGGCUAUCGCCUCUGGUUAUUUCGCAGGAGAAGUGAGCAUGCACCUUACCUCAAUGUCUCUACACACUGUACAAUUAC
Mugil cephalus (flathead mullet) is the source of this 4524-nucleotide messenger RNA. RefSeq names its product serum response factor b (gene srfb). The transcript is spliced from 8 exons. Gene Ontology annotation, molecular function: DNA-binding transcription factor activity, RNA polymerase II-specific; RNA polymerase II cis-regulatory region sequence-specific DNA binding; protein dimerization activity. The record is from RefSeq and is a predicted model, not a curated record. NCBI's taxonomy places the organism in Eukaryota, Metazoa, Chordata, Actinopteri, Mugiliformes, Mugilidae. Bases 471 to 2243 code for a protein of 590 amino acids. Gene Ontology annotation, biological process: positive regulation of transcription by RNA polymerase II.